UGUUAACACAACUCGCGCCUAUCUCUGUACUCGUGGUGAUAAUUUUGUUUUAACAAUAGUGAUAUAUAGGAAAACGCAGUGUUAUUCUACUUAUUUAUUCUGGCGUGAGCGAAGACCAUCAUGGCAAAAGCUAAAGUUAACAAAAAAUUGGGGUCGGUUGGCAUGGAGUUACCGGAGUGCCCAGUUUGUAUGGAGUACAUGUCGGCACCAAUAUUCCAAUGCCAGUCGGGUCACAGCCUAUGCAACACCUGUACAAGGAAUCUGUGUCCUCCUCUCUGCCCUAUCUGUCGUCAGGCUAUGACACAGAUCCGGAAUUGGCAGCUUGAAGAUAUGAUAUCCAAGGCUACAGUACCCUGUCCUAACAAGCCUGCUGGUUGUGUCUAUACUAUGGUCAACAUGGAUGUGGACGAUCACCUUAAGGAAUGCAUAUUCCGUGAGAUGACUUGCCCUUUGGGUGCUGUAUUUGGGAAAUGCUUUUGGUCAGGGAAAUUAAAUGGAAUGUUGGAUCAUUUCAAGGAACGUCAUCCCGACAACUUGAGUGCUGAUGCUAAUAUCACCAUCAAUAAUACUUCCAUUACAACUGAUGACCGUCACAUGUAUCUGGUGGCGCAAAACAAAUUUUUAUUCAUAAUAUCAUUUAAAAUUGACACUAUGCUAAAAAUGGCUUAUUGGGCAGUGCAGCAUAUUGGAGGUAAAAAAGCAGCACAACAGCACAUUUACGAGAUAAGUGUUACGAGUAAUCAGGACUCUAGGCGUAAAGCUGUUUUCACUGAUCAUUGCUUUAAUGAUGCUAUGGACGCCAACGAAAUAUUUCGUCAGGCCAAAUGUGCCGUAAUGCCUCUCGCUAUGAUGGCCCACUUCCUAAAAGAUAAAAGGUUAACAUUUAGCUUCAGUAUUAAAAGAAAUAACCCAGGUUUUAAAAAAGGACCUGGUCCUGACGGUGAAAAUAAACCGUUCCAUAACAAACAAAAAGGUCCACGCUCUCAAAGUAAGGGACCUCACCCCCAACCAAAGGGGCCCGGUGGAAAUAAUUUCCAAGGCCAAAAUUCUGGGCCUCACAUGCACAAAGGCCCAGGAAAGGGGCCAGGAGGUAAUAAUUUCCAAAACCAAAAUUCUGGACCUCACAAAGGAACAUUCAAACAAAAUAGACACAACAAUUAAUUAAUAUUCUUGUGCUUGCAUGACAUUAUUAAUAUAACAAUUAUUAUAUUAUGUUAUCAAUUACUUUUUAAUAAACAAUUACUAAGCUAGUGUAAUCACUGGCUUUGAUAAUAAUGCUAUUGGGUAUUUAACCUAAAAUAUUGAUUCUCUUACCUUAAACGAUUAAUAAUAUGAUCGUAGGUAUGAUCUUUCCCAACAAAAAAAAAAAAGGAAAAACGGGUUAAGCUUAGCUAUGGCAUAUGAGUCAAUUAAUGACACGAUUAGUUUCUUCUGUCGGUAAACGCCCUGCAUAUAAUAAGCAUUUUUGGACGAUUGGUCUUUUUUCCAAUGCAUCUUAAUGAUGAUAAGUAGGUAUUUAGGUGAACAACAAUAAUAAUAAUUUAUAAUGUCACCUGACUUCACUAUAUGUAUAAUCGAUUUGGAUUGUGAGAUUGUUUAUAAUGCCUCUUUCCAACCUUUCCUGUUUUGGAAAGGUACAAUAACCUUGACGGUAUAUUGUAAUCAAUGUGCUACUUCCCUAAUGGGUUGCGGAUGUCAGAUGAUAUGGCUCCGUGUAAAACUUAUAAUGG
Maniola jurtina (meadow brown) is the source of this 1730-nucleotide messenger RNA. RefSeq names its product E3 ubiquitin-protein ligase SIAH1-like. Gene Ontology annotation, cellular component: cytoplasm. The record is from RefSeq and is a predicted model, not a curated record. The transcript is spliced from 4 exons. NCBI's taxonomy places the organism in Eukaryota, Metazoa, Arthropoda, Insecta, Lepidoptera, Nymphalidae. Gene Ontology annotation, biological process: proteasome-mediated ubiquitin-dependent protein catabolic process; multicellular organism development. The coding region runs from base 121 to 1161 and encodes 346 amino acids. Gene Ontology annotation, molecular function: ubiquitin protein ligase activity; zinc ion binding; ubiquitin conjugating enzyme binding.